Molecule: messenger RNA, 714 nt
Organism: Triticum turgidum subsp. durum (durum wheat)
Lineage: Eukaryota; Viridiplantae; Streptophyta; Magnoliopsida; Poales; Poaceae
Source: the annotation of a GenBank genome assembly
AUGGGGUCGUGCCUGCCGGCAGGCCAGCGGCCGACGGAGGUGGCGGCACUACCCGGGAAGGUGGGAGGAGGCAGUAGGAGGGGGGAGGAGGCCCCCGGCAGGAUUGCUGGGAUUGGAACUGGCAAUGUGGCUUGCCUCUUCACGCGGCAGGGGAAGAAGGGCACCAACCAAGACGCCAUGGUCGCGUGGGAGAACUUCAAUGGGAGAUCAGACACAGUAUUUUGUGGAGUUUUUGAUGGUCAUGGUCCACAUGGACAUCUCGUCGCGCGGAAAGUAAGAGAUACUCUCCCUUUGAAGCUGUGUGAUUUGAUAUAUUGUGACUAUGGAGAGAGCCCAACCAGCAAUUCAGAUGGAUCAGUUUUAGAAGAGAGUUUAUCUCCAUACCCAGAUGCAGAGGACAAAUCUCCCACAUUCACCGCACAGAAAGAAGAACAUCUAGAAUUCUUUGACUUAAUGAAAGAGUCUUUCCGAAAAGCUUUUAGAGUUAUGGAUAAGGAGCUUAAAUUACAUCGGAACAUAGAUAGCAUUUGCAGUGGAACUACCGCAGUUACUUUAAUUAAACAGGGGCAGGACCUUAUUGUCGGGAAUCUAGGUGACUCUAGAGCUGUAUUAGGCACUAGAGAUCAGAACGGUCAUUUGGUUGCCCAUCAGUUGACAGUUGACCUGAAACCUGAUCAUCCAAGUAAAUAUCUUUCACUCUCAAGUUUAAAUUAA